UGAUUCUUACAUGGGGGUGUCGGUACCUUCAGAAACUUUAACCAAAGUCGUGUUUGGCUGCUUGUGGCAGUGGUUCAACAGUGGGCAGGUGGUGGGGACUCAUUUUAAUCUGUGCUUUGUCAGCAGAAAAGGUAGAUGUGGGCAAAGACCUUGGGUCCUGAUUCCAGAGGCAGGGCAGAGGAUGCUCCCAGGGUGCACUGUGGUCCCCAGGAGCCAGGUGAAGUGGACUGGGGGACCUUCCCCUCGCUUCCUCCCUCAUGCAGAUCCGGGGCCCUCUCCACUUAUCCAGCCCUGAGCCAGUCCCAAACAUGGGGGGUUCUGCUUUCCAGCUCUGGGAUGAGUUGACCAUCUUAGGUGCCUGCUCUUGGAGUUCCAGGUGUGCCUUUCCUGGGGCCAGGAGACGUAGCCAUGAGGGUCCGGGCAGGGCUCAGGCGUCACCAGGCAGAAGGCAGCAGACAUUGGUGUAGCGGGAUGUGAAAGGAUGGCGGACAGGGCCGGCGGGCGGGCCGGAGGGAAGGAAUGACAGUGCAGCUCCUGGCCGAGGCUCCGGAAGAGCCGGGCAAGCCCCGGAGCCUCCCCGGGGGACCUCAGAUGGAGGAAGAGGGAGGUCGGCAGAGAUGGUGUGAGGAUGUGUGAGGGUGGCAGAGGUGGGGAGCGGAGGAGAAAGCUCAGCGUGGGGCGGGACACUUGGCGAGGUGGACAAGCUUAGUGAGAGAGGGCGAAGAGGAAGUGCGGAGGGCAGGAGCACAGAGUGGCUACGGACCCUGGCCCCAGCAGGCUGCCCAGGCCUGCCUUCCACUCAUCCCUUGAGCCGGCCCUCCAUUCUGGCUCGUGGGUAAUGGAGGCCCAGCCUCCCAGGACUGGCCUAGCAUGAGGGGGCUGGCUGCCUUCUCAGCCCUCCCCAGGAGGGGAGACAGGGCGGGACCCUGGAGAGCAUCUAGGAUGAGAUUCUCAAACCAAGAAGACAGAUUAAUCAGUCCCCAGGGCUGCCUGGCCCACCUUGGCCCUCGCCUUGGCAGGUCCCCAGAGAAAAGGCAAAUGCAGUUUUAUUGCAUUGUUUCUUAAUUAUUAUUAUUAUUAUUGUUAUUGUUAUUAUUAUUAUUUACAUUGAUGCGUGAAUAGAGGUGGUUCUUGCUCCCUCCCCUGCACCCCAUUGGCCUCCAGAGCCACCAGAGGUGGUGGGCAGGGGGACGAGGAGGGAGGAGGAAGAGAAAAGGUCUUUCUUUUUUUUCUUGAUGAUGCAUGCAGAUCCAAUGGAACACACACAGACACACACACAGACCCAGAAGGGCCCCCCUUCCCCCCAGGCAAAGGAACCAAGGCCAAAGGCAAGGACCACACAGCCCGAUGGACUUCACUGGCUCAGUGUAGGCUUUAGCAUCCCUGUAGUCUCCUUGGUCUCUGUUCUCAUGGGCCGCCUCUUAAAGCUAGAGGAGUUCCCUUUCUCUGCCCAGAGAGACACGGGUGCCAUCUCCCCCUUUGCUUGGCCACACGGCCAGCAGAAAGGGAUUUGGGGCUUGUGCCCUUCCCCACCCCGCUCCCGAAUGCUGUCUGGGGGCCCCUUUGUGCCAGGGGAAACCAGACCCUGUCCCUCUCCCAUACAUCUGAGUAGCCAGUACUUGUCCCCCACGCCCUGGAGCCAAGUAAAAUGAUUUUCAUGAGGGGGAAGGCCGUCUGCUUGGUGGCAGGGCCGGGCUGGCCCUGUUUUGUAACUGUCCAGUUUUAUUUUAAUUUAACUUUUGUUUUGUGAGCCUGUGUGCUCUUCCCUCUUCCCUGGGCCCAGCCCUCAUUUCAGUGUUAAAUGGAAACGUGCCACCUUCCCUCCCCCCACCCUCCGCCAGCCAGUCUUCCCAGAGUCCCGGCUGUUAGUCCUGUCCCUCUCCUCCAGCUGAACUUCCUGAGCUUUUUGCUGGGUUAGCCAGAUGCCUGAGCCACCCCGUCCCCUCUUCCUUCUCAGGACCUGUCCUGGGACCCUGGCCGACUUCCUAGGGAAAGGCCAGGAGAGCCAACGUGGGGGGGUAGCAGUGGGGGGAGAGCUGGGUGGGGCCUAGCUCUCCCCAACCCCAAGCUUGUGUACCUCGUGGUUGAAGGCAGUGGUAGAAACACGUGUGUGCCCCCUUCUUACAGGGGUGGGGAGGGGGUGGGUGCCUACUGGGGGGCACCUGGGCCAACAGUAUUGCCCUAUUGUCCCUUUUUCAAAAACAAAAUGCCCUUGUUUGUAAACCCUUCUUAGAAGCUUGAAAAUAAAAAAAAAUAAUAAUAAUAAUAAAAAACCACCAUCAAAAAGCCCUUUUCCUCAGCUAUGUCCCGAGUGGAGAAGGGGUCCUGGGAGUGGGAGGUGGGAAUGUGGGAGGAGGAGAGAGUGUGGUAAGAGGACUGGAGGUGAGUGAGGGGAUAUUUCCCCCCUGUCUCGAAUUGGUUAGAUUGUGGGAGAGAGGGACGAGGGGCCAAUGGCGGGGGCUGAGACUUCAGUGGGAGAAGGGAGUCAUUCUCCUGCCUAGAUUGGAUCUUUGGUCUUCCCGAUGUGGGGAGGUCAGGUGAGACUACUCUUAAUCCCAUGUCUCCCAAUAUAGCGACUAAGGCCUUGAGCUGCUCUAGCCUGCUCCAAUGGGCUUAGCUCAGGUGUCACUUUGGGGAGCCCCCCCCCCCAUCUGCCUGGAUCUACAGCCCUGCCAAUGGAUGCCUUUUCCCCGAGCUGGCAGAGGGAGGGGGGUGCCAUGUGUUUCCAGCCCUGCCCUGAGUCUCUGGGUCUCGGGACUGGGGAGUGGCUGUCCACAGCCCUACGUCAGCGCUAGUCCUGGCUGCGGCCGGUCCCAUCCCAGCAAGGCGGGAGGCCAGUUACUGCUGCCUCCAGCCGACUCCCCUCGAGGCAACAUGGUGGGAUUGUCUGCUUUCCUCCUUCCCCUCCUCCUGCAGGCUCCCCCAGCUCCCCCAGGGAGGACGGGUCUACCAGAACCUUCCUCCUCUCUCUGUUGCUCCCAGGACAGCCCUGGGGGAGGUAGAGUCCGGCAUGAACUUGGCCUGUCUCCUGCCCUGCCCAGCCCUGGACCUCGGCGCCCACCCUUCAACUUGAUUGUCUCCAGCUCGGACACGUUCCGGAGGUUCCCGGGGCCCUGCGUGGUGCCUGCCAACAGUCCUGUGUUUGUGGAGGCCUCCUUGGCUCAGCCCUCUUCACGAUGGGGCCUUUUUUUGCACCGAUGCUUCCUGUCACCUUCCUCGGACCCGACCCAGGCCUCCCCACUCCUGCUGCUGCUAAGGGGUGGCUGUCCAGCAGAAGCCUCUGUCUCCUUCCACCCCCCACCCCCCGGGGCCCUGCCCCAAACCAGACUCAGUUUCCGCCUGCGCCCCAUCUUCAACGCCUCCGUGCAGUUCCUGCACUGCCAGCUGGGCCUCUGCCGGCGCCGGGCUGCCCCGAGGAGAGGGCCCCGCGGUGCUGACCAGCCCCCAGGGUGUCUGUCCCAGGAUGAAGCCUGCACCGGCAGCGGAAGCAGGGAGGAGGUGGCAGGAGAAAGCCCCCGUGUGCACACGCUGUCCCAGCCCAUCAUUGUCACUGUGCCCCACCCCCCCCACAGACCCCCUCGCAUCCCCCCUGAUCAGUCACAAACCGGCCGGGGCCAGGUCCUCCAUUCUGUCCCACAAGGCACCAGCUGCGGGGGUCUGGACCCUGCCCCGGUUGUGGCCAUCGCCGUGUCUGCCUUCAUCCUGGGGGCUGCCCUCACCGCCAGCUUGGGUCUGAUCUAUGUGCGGACAGCUCCACCCCCACCAAGGGCAGCCCCCGGCCGAUCUCCAAGCCCCUCCCAGCCUAGGAGGUCUCAGGAAGAGUAGGGUCCUGGUCCUAUUGUCAGAACCCGGGAGGAUGCUCCAUCCUCAUGGUCGCACUACAGCCCUGUUUCCUUCUCCCUAGGAUCUCCAAACCUGAAAAAUAAACCUGACUUUUCUGCA
This is a messenger RNA of Antechinus flavipes (yellow-footed antechinus), 3942 nucleotides long. It is a transcript of the gene TGFBR3L, whose product is annotated as transforming growth factor beta receptor 3 like. The record is from RefSeq and is a predicted model, not a curated record. The transcript has 8 exons. Bases 2608 to 3825 code for a protein of 405 amino acids. Lineage: Eukaryota; Metazoa; Chordata; Mammalia; Dasyuromorphia; Dasyuridae.